CUCUCUCUCUCUCUCUCUCGUCUAUCAGCUGAUGGUCGUGUAAAUGCCUGUGCACGCAGGAAGUGGCAGGAGAAGAUAAUAAACUAAAGCACACACAGUGGAUUAAAGUCAUCGUGUGCUAAUGCUGUCGGCCUCCGAUCAGGUGAGCUACAGAUGCAGGUGAAGAGAUGGCACAAGCCUGGGGUAAACUAGUGAAACUGGAUUCAUUUCCUGCAUCGGAAGUGUUGCUUAUAAACAGAGAAUGCACAGUGGGAAGAAGAAAAGGAUGUGACCUCUCAUUCCCUGCAAAUAAACUGGUCUCAGGGGAUCACUGCAAAAUCACUCAAGAUCAAGACUCAGGAAAGGUGUGGCUGGAGGACAUGAGCACCAAUGGGACGGUGAUAAACAUGUCCAAACUGGUGAAGAAACAGACGCACUUACUGCAAAACGGUGAUGUCAUUUACUUUGUGUACAGAAAGAGCGAGCCAGAGCAGAAUAUUGCUUAUGUUUAUCAGGCCAUCACGCCAGAAGAAAGUGCCUCACAGGACACUGAAGAUGCUGGAGGAGAAGAGGAAUCCGAUCUCACCGAAACAGAGAGCGAACCGGCACCUGUUGAGCCUGUUAUUGUGAAGCCUUUACCUCAGUGUGGGCAUGAGGAACCCCAGCCAUCUACCUCCACUUCUUCCUUCCACUUCUUCAACAUGUCUUUAUCUACAUGCUCUGGUUAUGAGAAUGAUAAACAAAUCGAGUCUUCAGGUUUUUCCCAGAAUGCCGCAGUAGGAAUCCCUGCGGAUGCAAUAGUGAAUCACUCCUGUCUGAAGAGAACUUACUGGACUGAUGGAGGGCAACAGAUGGUGCUGGAGACGGAAACUGAGAGAAAAAGAAGAAAAAUUGAACAAGAUGAUCAGAUAGCUUUUGGAUCGGCUUACAGUGACUCCUCUGUUUCUCCGGCAGCUCCUCAGCUCAGUUCCAGAGGAGCAGCCGGUACAGAGAAGACCGAGGGAGACAAAACCGAUAAGAUGGAGGAAUCCCUUACAUGCAUCAUCUGCCAAGAUCUGCUGCAUGAUUGUGUCAGUCUUCAGCCCUGCAUGCAUACGUUUUGCGCUGCGUGUUAUUCUGGUUGGAUGGAGCGCUCAUCCCUCUGCCCCACCUGUCGCUGUCCUGUGGAGAGGAUUCGUAAGAACCACAUUCUCAACAACCUAGUGGAGGCCUACCUGAUCCAACACCCCGGAAAAUGUCGUAGUCAAGACGACUUGCGCAGCAUGGAUGCCCGCAACAAGAUCACGCAGGACAUGCUGCAGCCGAAGAUCGAACGUUCCUUCUCGGACGAAGAGGGAAGUUCGGACUAUCUGUUCGAUCUCUCGGAUAAUGACAGCGACACUUCUGAUUUGAGUCAGCCCUACAUGACAUGUCGGCAGUGUUUGGGUUAUCGUAAGGAGCUGAGUUCUGCUCUGUGGAUCUGUGAACCUGCUCCAUCAGAAGCUAAAGCACCUGGAGACGGCCCUUCCACAUCAUCUGAUAAUACUACAGGUCCUCAAGAGUUCAGAUGUCCUCCUCAGGGUAACCACCUCAUCUGUACCUGCUGUCUUCAGCCCAUGCCUGACCGACGCUCUGAACAUCUGCCGCCACAGAUAUCACCCCAGCACUGUAUGGUGUGUCAGAAACCGUUCUGUCAUGUGUACUGGGGCUGCCAGCGGAUUGGUUGUCAUGGUUGCCUGGCACGUUUCAGCGAGCUCAACCUGACUGAUAAAUGUCUGGAUGGAGUUUUAAACAACAAUCAGUACGAGUCAGAAGUACUUCGGAAUUAUUUGAGCUCUAGAGGAAUGACUUGGAGACACAUGCUACAGGAAGCACUUCAGGGUGUACAGCAAGGCUUGUAUCAUCUGUCAGAUUAUAGAAUUACCACAAACUCCUUCCUGUGCUAUUGCUGUGGACUUCGUACCUUUAGAGAGCUGGCGUAUAAAUACAGAGAACAUAUUUCCCCAUCAGAGCUACCAGAUGCGGUAACCACCAGACCAGACUGCUACUGGGGACGCAACUGUCGGACACAAGUGAAAGCGCAUCAUGCUACGAAAUUCAACCACAUAUGUGAGCAGACACGUUUUAAGAGCUAAUCCGGAUGAAGUGCUAAAAGCCUGAUUCUUGAUGUUUGUGGGUAACAAAUCUGCAGUGGGCAGGUGUAAUACCUCUUUUUUUCCACUAGAUGGCAAUCCCAAGUCUUGCCAUUUACACUUGCAACGUCAAUCAAAUGAAUAAUGCAUCAGUCAUUUUUGAGCUGGGGUGAAACUUUAUUUGGAUCUGCACUUUGUAUUUCUUUCCUAUGCUAUUCGUGUCGUUCCGUGUUUUUCAUCGUGAAACGAGACAAAGCUGGCAGUUGACACAGUAGCUGGUGUACUGUAAAUGUAAUUUUUUUUAAUGCAGAUGAAUAUUAUAGUACAGUAUACAACUAAAGGAGUAGUUUAUGCAAAAAUAAAAAUGCUGUCAGUACUUUUGGGAUGUUCUUAUAUUGUAUAAUGUUUUUUUCAUCAUGGGACACAAGCUGAGGUUUUGUUAUACGAGAGUUUAGGAUGAAAAAUUACACUUAAAGUCUAUAUUUAUUAUGCACUGUUGUAUGUAAAGUCUACUUAAUCUAUACAUACAUAUUGUGUUGCUUAAAGGGAUAGCUCAUCAAAAAAUAAAAAUUCUGUCAUUAUUUGCUCACCUUCAUGUUGAUAAUGUACAUACAGUACCUGUAUACAUGUCUCUGUUCUGCUUAACACAAAGGAAGAUUUUCUAAUCAAGAUUAAAUUGUCUUUCAUAGUAAAAAAAAAAAAAAAAUGGAAGUCAGUGAUGCUCCAAAAUGGUUAAAAAAAAUGCUCAAAAUAUUUUUAUUUGUGUUCAGCAAAACAAAGAAAUGCAUACAGGUUUGUAACAACUUGAGGGUGAGUAAAUGAUGACAGAAUUUAAAUUUUUGGGCAAGCUAUCCCUUUAAGACUUUAUAAGUAGUCCAUACAACAUACGAUAUUUAAACUUUACUGUAUUUAUAGUCUUUUUUUAAUAGUUAGAUGGACUACCGUUUAUGUCAAGAGCAUGUACAUGCUUAUUCAACUGUAUUAUACAGAUUUGAAAUUAUGGGAAAUUAUUAACAUUUUCAUUUUUGAAUAGAUUGUUCCUUUAAGAAAUGUUUUGAUUGACUAUAACCUUUGGUGCCUAAGGGUCUGUGGGCAUGUAAUGUUGUUUUCUUGUGUAUAUCUCAGAGCAUAUUCUUGUAAAAAAAAAACAACUAGUGCUUCCAUAAAUUUCAUAACUAUCAUAGUUAAUAAUCUGCUCAAUACUUUUAUACGCUGCUUAGAUAAUAUAAGGUAAAAAAAAGGGAUAAUCACGCUUAAGAGAUCCUAACAGUGCACUAUCGCAACUAUUGCAAUUGAGUAGUCGGCAUCAUUGUACUUUCUAAACUCUGUUUAACUUUUAGACAUAAAAUAUUGUCUACGUUUUUGUCCAUUCUUGUUUUUUAUUUUUACCACUAUGGAGAAAAUUAAGAUCUGUGAUGUCACAGUUGAGGGGUGUGUUUUUGUUCACUCAUGUUGCAGGUCUUUUCGGGUGGGAAUUGACAAAACAGUGUUUAGAGAUUAUUGUAUAACUCAGGGCCGGCGCUUUGUAGCAGGCUUAAGAUUGCACUGCAGGUGAUAAUCAAGUCAGAUCUGUGUUUUUUUAUAAAGUCUUAAAUGCUUUCUCAUCAUCUUAUAAUUAUAGCAUUUCUACCAUUCGCUUGCUUUUGGAAAAAUGUAUAGCACUCCCCAGUUAGAUUGUAACUUAGUAGCAUUUAUAUAUGCACGCUAGGCCAGAUUUAGCUAGUUAACAAUCUCUUCUUUUGCCAGUAUUUGUAAUAUAACUAAUAUGUUUUAGGCAUAUGUUGUGGCCAUAUACUAGCUUGAAUAUUUUUGACUGUAUUUCUUGCCUAUUAAAAUAGUUGUUCUUUUGAAUUUCCCUUGAGUAGUUGUGUUUUAACCACAUUGGUUGUAGCCGUAGUUCUUUAUAGUUUUUAAUUGAUGUGACUUUUGUAUACUGACAAAGCCAACAACACGGUCAAUCUAUUAAAUCGAUUACUAUAUUUAAUAUUUUGAAACAUUUGAGGCAUCAAACCACACAAAGUUCUUAAAGUGACAUGAAUGAAAUUAAAAUUGUCUUUUUUUUCUCAUCCUCUUGUUCUUGUAAACCUUUUGAGUUUUAUUCCAUUAAAGAUGAAAUAAGAUAUUUUGAUGACAGUAACCAUGCAGUUGACGGCACCCACUGACUUUCAUAUUUUUUCAUUCUAUGGAAGACAGUGGGUGCAUACAGAAGUAGGAGACCUGCAGGUUUAA
Paramisgurnus dabryanus is the source of this 4319-nucleotide messenger RNA. RefSeq names its product checkpoint with forkhead and ring finger domains, E3 ubiquitin protein ligase (gene chfr). The record is from RefSeq and is a predicted model, not a curated record. Gene Ontology annotation, molecular function: ubiquitin-protein transferase activity; protein binding. Gene Ontology annotation, cellular component: nucleus. Gene Ontology annotation, biological process: mitotic cell cycle checkpoint signaling; ubiquitin-dependent protein catabolic process; protein ubiquitination. Lineage: Eukaryota; Metazoa; Chordata; Actinopteri; Cypriniformes; Cobitidae.